AUGAACCAUAUUGAUAUUUCGAUGGAUCCUGCUAGCGCUACAUCCUCAAAUAAUAGAUCCACAUCCUUAAGCAAUAGCACUACAUCCACGAGUACUAUUUGUGAUGAAGACAAUAGAGAACAGAAUGAUGAUAACAAUCUUUUUCUGGAAGAAGUUACUCUUCCUGUUGUUCUGAAAGAUAAUAUUAACACAGUAGAGGAUGGACAAAAUCCAACAGAAUGUCAUACAUGUUGCAAUGCAUGCCGUGAAAAACAAAAUAUGAUCAUAAACAAAUUAAAUUUAGUGAUAAAUUUACUCACCAAUCCUGAAACUAACCAAGCAAGUACAACAGAGACAUACAACAAUUUAUUACCAGAUUUCCAGUUAGCAACAACAGAUGAAUUCCUGAAAUUCGAACAAGAGUUACAAACAGAUAGAGAAAUCCCAAAACAAUUUGUUUCACCCGUCGCUCGACCGAUCAACGGGUCGAUCAACGGGACCGAUCAACGGACCGAUCAACGGGUCGAUCAACCGACCGACCGUCGAACGACCGAUCGACGGACCGAUCGACGGACGAACGGGGGCGAUCAACGAACCGAUCAACGGGUCGAUCAACGAACCGAUCGUAACGGUAAAUCGAAUCCGCGGAUCUGGUCGACGUGCAAUCCUACGCGCGGCAGAACAGGUUACCGCUAUAUACUGACGAUCAUCGACGCGCUAAGCAAGUACGCGUGGGCGGUACCUCUCAAGCGUAAGUCCGGAAGCGAGGUGGCCGAGAUGCUCGCUCGGAUAUUCCGCGACGACCGCAGGUGUUCGCGGAACCUGCAAACCGACGAGGGCAAGGAAUUCUACAACGCGCAGGUACGAGAACUAGCACGUAAGCGCGGUAUAAAUCACUAUUCCACGCACUCGGUAAUGAAGGCCUCGAUAGUGGAACGCUUCAAUCGUACGCUGAAGAAUGAAAUGUGGAAGGUGUUUACGCUCAAUGGAUCGUACGAGUGGACAGACGCGUUAUCGCGCCUCGUGCGAAAGUACAACGCUCGCCGGCACCGCACUAUCGCCAUGCGGCCAGUUGACGUCACGCCCGCCACAGCUGCUCAACUGCUGUCCACUGUUUACAAGCGCGUGAAGAUCGCCGCGCCAGCGAAAUUCCGCGCGGGUGAUACGGUGCGCGUGAGCAAGCAUAAAACCAUCUUCGCGAAGGGCUAUACACCGAAUUGGACCACGGAGGUAUUCACGGUAACGAAGGUGCAACGGACCAAUCCCGCGACGUACCUGUUGCAAGACUAUCGCGGUAAUCCGAUCUCCGGUGGCUUCUACGAGCACGAGUUACUCAGAGCACGGCAUCCGGACGUUUAUCUCGUGGAAAAGGUGCUGCGGCGAAGAGGAAACGAUGUGUACGUCAAGUGGCUCGGAAUGGACGCGUCGCACAAUUCUUGGAUCAGUAGGGACAAUGUGCUGUGAUCGUACGCGUGUAUCUUUUAUUACAUAUAUAUAUAUAUGGUUAUAUAUACUUUAUAAGGAAAGUUAUAAGAACAUGUAAUACUGUGUAUUAUGUUUAAUACGAUGAAUGAAUACAGUAUCAUACACACGAUGUGUUCUUUCGCUUUCCCCUCGUGUAUGUCACUG
Ooceraea biroi (clonal raider ant) is the source of this 1608-nucleotide messenger RNA. RefSeq lists its product as uncharacterized. Gene Ontology annotation, biological process: DNA integration. The record is from RefSeq and is a predicted model, not a curated record. NCBI's taxonomy places the organism in Eukaryota, Metazoa, Arthropoda, Insecta, Hymenoptera, Formicidae. Gene Ontology annotation, molecular function: nucleic acid binding.